AUGUCAACACCCGAAGAUCAAGAGCUAAUGGCUAAGAUUAGCAAAUUAGCUGGUCAAAUUAAUCGCCACAAAGCCCAGCGCGAUGGCGUGAAUUCGGAUCCUAACCCCCCUUCCCGAGCAUCCCAUUAUCGUACUGCCCCGUAUCCUCGUGGAGGCUAUCGUGGCGGACGUGGCAGACCCCUCCCGACCUAUCGUAAUAAAACUCUGGUUCUCAAUGGACAAUCUCGACCUGCAGCCGACAGUAGUGAUGCCACCAACGAGACUUCCGAUCCUGCGUCUCCGUCGUGGGUCACGAAGACCGAUCGUCAUAUGCAGCUGAUCAACACUUCUGUAUACGAGAAGGAAUCGCAGCAACGCGCCAGUGCCAUAGAGCAGACUCAUCGCCAGAAACAAUUUCAAAGGAACAACCGCGAGAAGGCUGUUUUUAUGAACAGUGUGAUUCAGGGUGGUGCUAAUGGUAAACCCGUUGGGCUUCCUAGCUCAUCCACAUCAGCUUCCCAAUACGAGGUUGUGCUGGAUGGCAUUCUAUUUCGAGUUGUGCAGCAAGGCAGCAAGCUUGUGAAAGCGCCCGACGACGUAAACCCCCCUUCGGCUACCCCCAAAGUAACAUCAAUCGGUGGUGUCAAAUUUCAUCGUACUAAGCACGGCAACCUUGUAAGACACGGUGUCGUAAAAGCCCAGCGGUUUGCUGGCGGAGUUAAGAAGGUCAACGAGCAGUGCAAGACCUUUUCAUGGACCGGUAUCGUCUUCCUUCAUACUACGAAAAAGCCCAUCUCGCGACUCGUGGAGACCUGCGGAUCAUGCCCGAAAGGCCCUGGAUGUCGGUAUAUCCACGAUGCUUCCAAGACGGCCAUCUGCCGAGAGUAUCUUUUAAAGGGUAAAUGUCUACAAGGUGACGCUUGUGACCUUUCACAUGACAUUACAGAAGAGAGAACCCCUCUCUGCGUGCAUUUCGCCAAGGGCAAUUGCCACAACACCUCGUGCUCGUAUAUCCAUGCGGCACAUUCCCCAACAGACCCCGUAUGUCGAUCCUUUGGGAUUUAUGGAUACUGCGAGAAAGGAGCGCAAUGUCCUGACCGUCAUGUAUUCGAGUGUCCUGACUUCAGCAACACCGGUGUAUGUAAGCUCAAGGGUUGUAAGCGGCUUCACAUCGAAAGGGCGAGUGUCCUUCGAAAAGCAAACAACCAUGCAUCUUCUGAGGAUACAGACGUAUCUAGCGACGAUGAUGACGCCGCAGCAGACAGCGAUGACAUCGACUCAGAUGAGGUCGAGGAGUUUAUCAAAAACGAUGGCGAAGAGGACCUCGAUUUUGUCCAGCAAAGGGAUUACAUUGGAUUUUAA
Messenger RNA from Daldinia childiae, 1341 nucleotides. RefSeq lists its product as uncharacterized. Bases 1 to 1341 code for a protein of 446 amino acids. The record is from RefSeq and is a predicted model, not a curated record. Gene Ontology annotation, molecular function: metal ion binding. Gene Ontology annotation, cellular component: nucleus. NCBI's taxonomy places the organism in Eukaryota, Fungi, Ascomycota, Sordariomycetes, Xylariales, Hypoxylaceae. The transcript is spliced from 6 exons.